Messenger RNA from Naumovozyma castellii, 558 nucleotides. Its product is annotated as SRP1/TIP1 family protein. The transcript has a single exon. Lineage: Eukaryota; Fungi; Ascomycota; Saccharomycetes; Saccharomycetales; Saccharomycetaceae. The record is from RefSeq and is a predicted model, not a curated record. Bases 1 to 558 code for a protein of 185 amino acids.
AUGUCUCUUCCAAACUUGGGUGACUACAUGUCCUUGGCUACCACCCCAGGUACCGGUUUCACUUUGGAUGACAUGCCAGCUGGUGUCUUAAGUAUCGGUAUGGCUUUGGCUGGUGCCACCGACCACUCUUACACUUCCAUGUACAGCGAAGUCGACAUGGCCGGUGUCUCCUCCAUGUUGACCCAAUUGCCAUGGUACUCUUCCAGAUUAAAGGCUCAAAUCGACUCCAUUGUCGGUGCUCCAGCCACCUCCGCUGCUGCUUCUUCUGCUGCUCCAGCUACCUCCGCUGCCGCUACCUCUUCUGUUGAAGCUGCUUCCUCUUCUUUCGUCGAAGCUUCUUCUUCCGCUUCUUCUUCUGCCGCUGCUUCCUCCUCUUCUUCUGCUAAGGCUACCACCGUCUCCACCAAGGCUGCUGCUUCCUCUUCUGCUGUCGCCGCCAUCUCUCAAAUUGACGAUGGUCAAAUCCAAGCUACCGUUUCUCAGCAAACUGAAAACGGUGCCGCUAAGGCUGUUGUCGGUAUGGGUGCUUUCGCCGCUGCCGCCGCUUUGUUGUUAUAA